CGGACACCACCAGCCAGCCAGCCAGGUAACACAGCCUCCCUGCAACGUCACGCAAUCAGCUGCUGUUGCCGGUGUGACGCAGCAGCCCCGCCCCGUCAGUGUGACAGCGCUGUGCCCGCCCCCAGUACACAGCCUGAUGGACACGCACUGGAAGAUGCACAAAGUCUGUGGAAAGUCGCUGAUUGAACCCCAGCACUGACACCGCCGCCAGGCGUCCGGCACAAGCAACGACAGCAGCCGCCGCCUCACACCUGAGGGAGUCGGCCACCUACCCCGAGCGCCGAGAGUCCGGAGCGGCCUCAGCAGUGUGUGAGUCUGAGCCGCUGGCCACCUCACCCCCGGCCGCCCCGCCGCUGGGCCGCCUGUCUCCCUACCUAUGUCCCGCAAAGCCAGCGAUGUGGAGUACACUCUGCGGAGCCUGAGCAACCUGAUGGGGGAGAAGAAGAGGAGGAAGCAGGAGGAGAGCGCCGGGGAGCGGAGCCUGAUCGCUGCCGACUCCUGCACCAGCAUCAACAGCCAGGGAGCCGGGGCUGCCCAGUCCUGCGCUGCCGCUGGCGGGGACCUGGAGCGGGCGGCCCGCAGGCAGUUCCAGCAGGAUGUCACCCCGGCGUUCGUCUACGUGGUGUCCGUCUUCUCCGCCCUGGGAGGCUUCCUGUUCGGCUAUGACACCGGAGUGGUGUCCGGGGCGAUGCUGCUGCUGAAGAAGGACAUGAACCUGUCGGCGCUGUGGCAGGAGCUGCUGGUCUCCAGUACGGUGGGAGCGGCGGCGCUGUCGGCGCUGGCAGGCGGGGUGCUGAACGGAGUGCUGGGGCGCAGACCGUGCAUCCUCCUGGCCAGCCUGCUAUUCACCGCCGGGGCAGUGGUGAUGGCUGCUGCCCGGGACAAGGAGACCCUGCUGGGCGGCCGUGUGGUGGUGGGACUGGGCAUAGGUAUUGCCUCUAUGACUGUUCCGGUGUACAUUGCUGAAGCAGCACCACCGCACUUGAGAGGACGAUUGGUUACAAUUAACACACUAUUCAUCACGGGUGGACAGUUCUUUGCAGCUGUUGUGGAUGGUGCCUUUAGUUACCUUCCAAGAGAUGGAUGGAGGUACAUGCUUGGGCUGUCAGCAGUUCCUGCUAUAAUUCAGUUCCUUGGCUUUCUUUUUCUGCCAGAAAGUCCACGAUGGCUCAUUCAAAAAGGUCAAACACAAAAGGCUAGAAGAGUUUUAUCUCGUAUUCGGGGAACUCAAACAAUUGAUGAAGAGUAUGAUAGUAUAAAAAACAGUAUUGAUGAAGAGGAGAAAGAAGUGGGCGCAGGAGGACCGGUUAUUUACAGAAUGUUAAUUUACCCUCCGACACGCCGCGCUCUUCUAGUUGGUUGUGGAUUACAAAUGUUCCAACAGCUUGCUGGUAUCAACACAGUCAUGUACUACAGCGCCACAAUUUUACAGAUGUCUGGUGUGGAUGAUGACCGGUUGGCUAUUUGGCUUUCUGCUAUCACAGCAUUUACGAACUUUAGUUUUACCCUUGUUGGUGUUUGGCUAGUAGAAAAAGUUGGAAGAAGGAAACUCACACUUGGAAGUCUCACAGGUACAACUGUGGCCCUAAUUGUACUUGCUUUGGGCUUUUUGCUAUCUGCUCAAGUCUCACCACCAGUGACGUUCACACCAACUGAUCCUUCAAGUCAGAAUUCCACUUGUGCAAAAUAUAGCUUUUGUAAUGGAUGUAUGCUAGAUCCCAACUGUGGUUUCUGCUACAAAAUAAAUGCUUCAAAUAUUGUGGAUUCAUCUUGUAUCCCAGUUGACCCAAAAACGACAGAACAAUCUGCGUGGGGCAGAUGUACAAAUGAAACCAGAUCUAAAUCUGCUACUUUUUGGGCAUAUAACUACUGCCCUACAUCAUAUUCAUGGACUGCAUUGCUUGGUUUAAUUUUUUAUUUAAUUUUCUUUGCACCUGGAAUGGGACCAAUGCCAUGGACUAUCAAUUCUGAAAUAUACCCCCUGUGGGCAAGGAGUACAGGAAAUGCAUGUUCAUCCGGUGUUAAUUGGAUUUUUAAUGUAGUAAUCUCACUCACAUUUUUACAUACAGCUGAAUAUCUCGCAUAUUACGGAGCUUUCUUCCUGUAUGCAGGGUUUGCUUCUAUUGGACUCCUAUUUAUUUAUGGCUGCCUACCAGAGACUAAAGGAAAGAAGCUGGAGGAAAUUGAAUCUUUAUUUGAAAAUAGACUUUGUACAUGUGGUGCCUCUGAUUCUGAUGAGGGGAGUGAUUUGGACACCUCUUUCUGUUUCUGUAAGUAUGCCCGUCACACAGAGUGGAAGAGAAGCAAUGUCCAAAUGAUGCAGGCUAUUAAGUCACUAAGGCAAGUCUGAAUAGUUUUUAAUCUUUUGUAGCUCCCAUAUUAUAACUACAUUAUAAGAGAGCACUUACAACAGCAGCCAAGACAGUUCAGGUGGUUUGACUUAAUGUAAGUAAUUGUUUACAAACGCAGAUCAUUUAAUUUAAAAUGGCUUCUGUGUUGAGCAAUGACUAGAUGUUCCAAAGAUUAACAAUACUACACUGCAUUUACACUGGACGGGUUCAGUAUGAGUUACCGAUGGCCGGGAUACCGGUGGUCAGCAUACCAACAGCGGCAUCCCGCAACAGCGUACAUCAGAAUCCCGACAGCCCACCAUUUAGCCCCCUAACUCUCAACUUUUCUCUAACCUCCCUUGUGGGUGCCUAUCCCUCACCGCCUGGUGCCUAACCCUCCCUUCCCCGCUGCCUGAACCUAACCCUCCCCGCUUAGUGCCUAACCCUAACCUCCCCUUCUAUGUGCUUAACCCUCAUUCCCCAGUCCCUAACCUUCCCGUGCCUGCAUCCUAACCCCCCUUCUAUAUGCCUAACCCUCAUUCCCCAGUCCCUAACCUUCCCGUGCCUGCACCCUAACCCCCCUUCUGGUACCUAACCCCCCCCCCCACCACACACACACACACACACACACAAACACACACACACACGGCAGGACGAUCGAGAUGCCAGCUGUCGGUGUUUUGACGCUGGAAUCCCGACAGUAUUUCGAUGCCGAGAUUGUCCCGUUAGUCAGCAAGCGAACUACUUCCACACAGGACAAGUACUUGCUGUAUAGCAUGUACACAUAUCUAUUCGGUAGUAUAUAUCAUAUCUGUAACGGUGUAACCUUGUCUAAGCUCCUGCUAACAAAUCUCUGCAUGGCAUGCACUUGGUCUCUAGUGAAAAGUGUCAGCACUCAGAAUACAAUGUAAGAACAAUUAAAUGGCACUAUAAAAAGUAGAUAUUUACUGGAUUAAAGAAAGGUCUCAAAAUGCUUCUCAUCCCUUAUAUGACUAGUGUUAUGUGAGAGUAAUGGAUUAGUCAGGCUGUGAUUAUAUGCCGAUUGGUUGAACUACUGACUAAUUAUUCAUCAGUCUUUAGAAAGGGCAAUAUUGAAAUGCAAUUAAAACUCUGUUGAGCAACACUACAGUUUUGUUGAACUUGGCAUCUUAUAUUUCUGGGACAUGAAAUCCGUGAUUUUAAGUCUCCUUUACAUUUGUUUACAUGUACUGUUAUGUAUAUUGAUUCUAAUAACAAUGAGCACUAAAGGCACUUUGCUGCUAUAGAUCGCAUUGUAAAGUAUGUUGGUUCCUGAGAAAAGUAAAUAUGACAGCUGAUAUAGAGAUGUAAGUCAAGGUGUGGCUUUGCUGGAAAAUAGGGAUGAGCUAGAGGAGAGAACAAUAGGUUGGAUGCAUAUCUGCAAAGACUGAUGUUUAGCUAUCCUCCCUGAAACUUGACAUCUCAGUACUGUUAAUCAAAAAAUUAAAUACUAGCUAAUUCAUGAAUUACAACAGGAGUAUGAAGGACCAACUGGUGACUGCAGUGGUAGUGCUUGCAAUCUUUUUAGACAAAAAACAAGGCCGUCUUGUCAUCUGACGUAAAUUCGAUCUUUAAAAAGACAUGCUUCCGUCAGGGUACCAAAUGCAGUAAAAUAUAGGUUAAUGCAGUGGUUCCCAAAGUGUGUGUCUGGGGAACUUGCAGGGGUGCCACGGGUGGGUGGUUUAGGAUCAAAACAAAUUAUUUAUUGUCAGUGUGAUGGGAAAAUCUGUGAUAGUUGCUGACAGGUAUUAAAUAUGUAGACAAACGGAAGCGUAACCAUGUCCAAACCCACAUACUGUAACUGAACCUAAAGUUGUGUACACACGGUGAGAUUUAUCCUUUCGAUUUUGACUAUAUAGUCAAAAUCGCAAGGAAAGUUAGUGCAAAUCGCACUGUAUUUAGUCAGCUGCGAUACCGAUGCACGGUCCCGCGUGGUCGGUAUUGCAAGGAAAGGUAGACUGUGCAGGCAAGUCAGUCUUGACUAUAUAGUAUACUAUCUAGUACUAAGUAUAGUCAAAAUUGGCACUUAGUCAAAAUUGGCACAUAGUCAAAAUCGAAGGUACAGAUAGUCGAAAUCAGUGCUUCUGUGCUCUGGGGAAGUUCAAGGGAAAUUGCAUAGUCAAAAUCGGAGAUAGUCGAUAUCUCACCGUAUGUAUGCACCUUAAGAAUGGCAUGUAAGCACAGUUUAUUUGAUUUAAUAAUUUUUUUCUGAAGUUUUCAAUAAAAAACGUUGGCCUAGGGUUGCUGUGAAUAAAAAAUACUAUAGGGUGUUGUGAUUCAAGAAAGUUUGUGAACCACUGAAUUAAUACAGAAAAGGUAUUUACAAGAUUGUGCAAUGACAACCUUACCCAUAUGGGAACUAGGGAAUAUUACCAAUUACCCAAAAAGAUGUACAUAAAUAAAGAGUCCCAAAAGUGUUGCUCUUCACAAAGAGAAUACCAUGGUGCAAUACCGCAUAACAGAUAAAGGAUAAAAAUGAUUUGCACAGAGCACUCACAUUUGGGAGCAUAUAUCAAUCAUAUGGAAUGAUGUCCUCAAGGACUUUCUCUACAUACACACUUCAAAGCUCUGGUUUUUCCGGGAGAUAU
Molecule: messenger RNA, 4936 nt
Organism: Pseudophryne corroboree (corroboree frog)
Lineage: Eukaryota; Metazoa; Chordata; Amphibia; Anura; Myobatrachidae
Gene: SLC2A13
Product: solute carrier family 2 member 13
Exons: 11
Coding region: 377-2350 (657 amino acids)
Biological process (GO): myo-inositol transport; transmembrane transport
Cellular component (GO): apical plasma membrane
Molecular function (GO): myo-inositol:proton symporter activity
Source: RefSeq, a predicted model, not a curated record